Molecule: messenger RNA, 810 nt
Organism: Didymosphaeria variabile
Lineage: Eukaryota; Fungi; Ascomycota; Dothideomycetes; Pleosporales; Didymosphaeriaceae
Exons: 2
Coding region: 1-810 (269 amino acids)
Source: RefSeq, a predicted model, not a curated record
AUGUCUUUCUCUAAGAUCCAAGCCGCCGCUCUCGUCGGAGCUUUGGCUUCCUCUGUCUCCGCUCACGGCCAUUUGAACGCCAUCUCGGUUGACGGCACCGCAUACACCGCUUACGACCCCAGCUUCCAGUACCAGAGCCCUGCUCCGGAGGUCAUCGAAUGGUCUUGCCCUGAGUGCUUGGACAACGGCUACGUCGAGCCGUCCAUGUACGGCGAUGCCACCAAGAUUGCUUGCCACAAGGACGCCACUGCAGGUGCAAAGGUCGCCUCCGUCAAGGCCGGUGGCAAAAUCGAAAUACAGUGGACAACAUGGCCUGACAGCCACAAGGGACCCGUCCUCGACUACCUUGCCAAGGUCGACGACGCGACCUCCGCUAAGUCCUCUGACUUGCAAUUUUUCAAGAUUGACGAAGCCGGUUAUGAAAGCGACCAGUGGGCCACUGACAAGCUCAUUGCCAACAACCAGACCUGGUCCGUCACCAUACCGGCUGACAUCGCUGAUGGCCAGUACGUGCUCCGCCACGAGAUUAUUGCCUUGCACUCUGCACAACAGGAGAAUGGCGCGCAGAACUACCCCAAGUGCAUCAACAUCGAGGUCACUGGUGGAGGCUCGUCCGCUAGCCCCACUGCCACAGCUGCCGACAAGCUGUACACCGAAACCGAGGCCGGUAUCAUGGUCAACAUCUACACCGACGCUUCUAGCUACGAGAUCCCGGGCCCGGCGCUGUACUCUUCCGCGGCUAAGAGAUUCGUUGCCUUCGUCAAGAAGAGCAUCUUCGGUCUUGGCCGUGAGCACCCGCGCGAGUUCUAA